This is a messenger RNA of Sinocyclocheilus grahami, 3389 nucleotides long. It is a transcript of the gene znf106b, whose product is annotated as zinc finger protein 106b. The record is from RefSeq and is a predicted model, not a curated record. Gene Ontology annotation, biological process: insulin receptor signaling pathway. Lineage: Eukaryota; Metazoa; Chordata; Actinopteri; Cypriniformes; Cyprinidae. The coding region runs from base 320 to 2170 and encodes 616 amino acids. Gene Ontology annotation, cellular component: cytosol; membrane. Gene Ontology annotation, molecular function: RNA binding; SH3 domain binding. The transcript is spliced from 12 exons.
AAACUGAUUCAGCAGCAAACACGUGGACAGGCAUCGUAACAGACUGAAAACUCAUAAAAACGGUCUUUUCUGAAAGGACUGCCUUUGUGACCGUUAUCUCUUAAGAUUGAUAUGAAAUUGAUCAGUAAUCUCUCAAUUUGUGAUUAUCUGUGGGUGGCCUGAUUAAUGUAAAUGACAGGAGUCUUCCAGCUAGAGCGAAUGCUCUGAAUGCCUAGCAUCGAUUCAAAUUUAUAAAUAUAAUCGCUAGCUCUAUUUUGUAAAUCAAAACACUGUGAACGAGAAAUUCUUUCUUUCAUUUACGCUCAGAGACACCACAACGAUGAGCAAAAAGACCAAGAAAACCAACGUCAACUUUGGCAUUAGAUGUUCUAUCUGCGGUCAGCAGUACGAACAGAAGGUUAUAGAUAAGCAUAUGCAUUCUUAUUUCCACCAUGAAGCAAUUGAGAAGAUCAAGGGCAGUGAACAGCUGCAUAAGUGUUGGGCAUGUGAUGUAUCUGUGAUGGGACUAGAGCAGUACAAGGAGCAUAUUGCCGCCCACAAGCACACACAAAAUCUGUGUAAACUCCAAGAUAAAAGACAUAAAAGAAAGCAUUUUAAAGCGGACUACAAUAUUGACAUAAAUGAUAAUGAAUUAAAAGCCCGUUUUGAUCUAAGACGGCAAGACAGGAGAGAAAAAAAAGAUCUGGACAAAUGUUCUAUCUGCCUUCAUCGUUUCCCUGAACAGGAGUGGGACAAACAUAUGCACAGUUUUAUCCACCAUAAGACAGCUGAGCAACUGAAGGGCAGUGAACACGAGCAUAAGUGUUGGGCCUGCGAAAUGACUAUGACAGGAAUAGCAGUGUUUCGGAAGCAUAUUUCCACCCAAAAUCACAAAAUGAAGCUAUUGGAAUUGACGAAGAAUAGAAAACUUGGAAAAAAUACAGUGGACUACAGUGUUGAAUUUAAUGAGCUUAAAGACCUUUGUGCCCAAAGAGACCAUAAAAGAUUUAUGAAAAAGAAAGAGAAAAUGGAGAAGUGGAAAGAAGCAAAAAGGCCGAAGACAAUGAGGUUCAUUCAGAUAAGAAGCACAGCUGAGAACGAGCAUUGUACAACACCUUUCAUGGUGAAUGAGGAGUUUGAAACUGACCAGUUGCCACCAUCAUGCCAUUUCAUGUCCUUUUGGGAAAAUCAAAAUGACCAUCCAGCAUCUAUCCAGCAUAACCAAAACCUGCCUACACGUAGACAAGAGAGCAUACUUCAUAUGGACAGAUCAAAUGGGCCGCUUGUGAAAAGGCCUUGUCUUGAGAGACCAUCAGAAAAUAUUCCUCAGGUAAUGUCUGCUCAUGGCACUCGUCCCAACCGUGAUGGAAAAGGUAAAGAUGUUUGUGUGAACGACAUGACUCCAGGAACUGAAUGUGGUGCUGCUGCUGAGCCGACAUGUGACCCUGGACUGGUCCAAAGCAGGAUGGAGGCCAACAUACCCAACUUGACAGCAGCAAGGGGAGUUUGUUUAACACAGAAGGCAGCAACUGGGAAUGAAGCUGUUGUUCUUAAUCCUCCACUACACACUUGUUCCAAAAAGUCUAUGUUGAAAGUAAACAGAGCGACAUCAGAGAGUGAACAGGGCAUGACCAGAGAAUGCAUGAGUGGACCAGAACCAUACGCAGAUUCUCUUCCACCUGUAUCUGUCCCGGCUGAGAUGUUCGAAAGCCAGGCUUCAGAAAAUGAGUUGGAAAUGUGGAUUGUUGAAAACGUUCGGCCUCAUACUGCGCAUGUUCAGAAAAACAAAUCAGAUGCGUGUGAGACAGAACAGGGAGAAACAUCAUUGGAGCAUCACCACAGCUUUGAAGCCAUCUCCUGCAACGUCCAGAAAACCAAGACAAAAAAACAAGACGAUUCACAUGAUCUGACUCCUGAGACAAACAACAAAAUAUCCCGAAAAAGAAAAGUGAACAAGUUGAUAUCGCUGUCUUUGAAAGAAGAGGAGUUCACCAGCUCUUUGGAGAAUGUAGGUGAGCAGCUAUUCCAGGCGUACUCCACCCUGCAGAGCGCAUACACAGAAGUUCAGCGUCUACUAGCUGUUAAACAAGAGGUAACCUCAGAAAUGGCCUCGCUCAGGGCAAAGCGCAUAAAGAUUCUGCAGGAUAUGACGAAUCCUGGUGACCAGCAGGAGGUGCUAAAUGAAUCUUGACAGCUGUGUGAACCUCUGAUGAAAGGAUUGGUCUUCAGCAACCCAAUGAGCCUCACAGAGCAGCUGUAACACAGGACCUACUCCCAGAAGUAUCUGAUGCUGAACAUACCUCUCAGUGCACAAAAUUGAGCUCUGUGAGCAAGUACCGCAUUGCAAAGCCCAUAACUGCACUAUUAGAACAGACUUUAAUUCUAGUUUUAUAGUAGUUUUAUGGCAAAUCACACUGGAUUAUGCAUUCAUUUGAUUCAACAGAAAAAAAUGCUCUGAUUCUGGCAUGAUAAAAUGUCAUUUCUAUCUUGACAUGCUUGCCUACAGUUUUGAAUAAUAGGACAUGAAAGGAGAUGUUACAGAGUCCAACAAAGCUUCCAUCCAUCUGAUGAUUCAGGUCAGUUAAAAGAUUUUCAGAACAGCAAUUAAGUUUGCUUACAAGACUACAUACUAGCAUAUUCAUUCAGACUUGCUCUCAGAGGUUUGUAGUUGUUCUAUUCAUAGGAAUCUGAAUAAUAUUUUAAAGUGUUCAAAACAUUUGGUUGUUUUUAUCAUCUGUGUUCUUGCUACUCCAGCACAAGAAGUUUUGUUCAUGCUCACGGUUCAUCAUAUGUUUGUCCUUUGCUUGCAGUCAUGACACACAUCUAUUGUACUAUUAUGUGCUGUUUGAUUAUGCUUUGCAAAUCAUGGCUAUGGUAACAACUGGAAUAGAACAGUGCUCUUUAUUCCGUUGAAUUAUUUACAGUUGCACAGUAGCACACACAUUUUACAAGGAUGGGUUCAAAUGAGUGUCGUUUUAGGCAUGACAUUUAAUAUGACAGCAUUCUGUCACCUUAAAGGGAUAGUCGACCAAAUAAGUGCUUUUUCAUAGACAUAAAUGAGCCAUCAUGGUCCGUUCAGAAGCUCAUAAUCAAUCCAGUUUGUUCUAGACCAGCAUUUUCUGAAGACAGAAGCUGCAGUGGUGUACAGUACAAUUGAUUCGGAUCCAGACCUUUCUCCGCUUAAUGGAAGUUGAAAAUGGGAAAAGACCACUCACUUUCCACCAGGCUGACCUUAUAUCUGUGUUUGUGUCUUUAGGCAUACAUGGUCAGUUGAAGCCACUGUGUAUAUAGUGUAGAAAACAGAAACGUUUUAGGGUGUAAAUAGCAGUGAUCAGUACAAAUAUGAUUAACAAUCAUGCUGCUUGUAAAUGUUUAUUCUGUUAAUAUUCAAUAAACAAAUGAAGAAAAAA